Molecule: messenger RNA, 1987 nt
Organism: Mangifera indica (mango)
Lineage: Eukaryota; Viridiplantae; Streptophyta; Magnoliopsida; Sapindales; Anacardiaceae
Product: fructokinase-like 1, chloroplastic
Exons: 2
Coding region: 42-1523 (493 amino acids)
Biological process (GO): plastid transcription; chloroplast organization
Cellular component (GO): chloroplast nucleoid
Molecular function (GO): kinase activity
Source: RefSeq, a predicted model, not a curated record
CUCAGAGAAAGAAAGAAAAUUCAUGGAUAAACCCUAAACAAAUGGCGACGUUUCUUCUUCUUCCUCAUCGCUCGUUACUUCUAAACCCUAGCAAACCGGUCGCUCUAUUUCUGGAAAAUUCUAGAAAACCAAAUACAUUGAAGCAAAAUUUGAACCCGCCAAAAGCAUCCAAUUUUGAUGGUAAUAAUAACAGCAGUGGAGCUGUUGAAAAUGAAUCUCCUAAACCAAGUCGACGUGGCCGUAAAAAGAGAGCCACGGCAGCUCCUUCGACGAAGAAUGCCAGGCGUUCGAGGAAAAGCGGGGGCGAAAACGGCGCCGUUGAGGCUAAAGAAGAGACUGUCAAAGUGGAAGUUUCGAGCGAAGAGUUAGGAGAUUACGAUGAUGGCAUAGACUUUCCGUACGACGAUCCUCCGUUAAUCUGCUGCUUCGGCCCCGUACAGAAGGAGUUUGUGCCGACGGUGAGAGUGCACGACAACCAGAUGCACCCGGACAUUUAUUCCACCUGGAAGAUGCUACAAUGGGACCCGCCGGAGUUCGUUAGGGCUCCGGGUGGCCCGCCGUCCAACGUGGCUAUAUCGCACGUGAGGCUGGGCGGGAGGGCGGCUUUUAUGGGGAAGGUUGGGGCGGAUGACUUCGGGGAUGAGUUAGUUCUGAUGAUGAAUAAAGAGAAGGUGCAGACACGCGCAGUGAAGUUUGAUGAGAAAGUGAGGACUGCUUGUACGUAUAUGAAGAUUAAAUUCGAGAAUGGAAAGAUGAGGACUGAGACUGUGAAAGCCGCAGCUGAGAGUUCGCUUCUUAGCUCUGAGUUGAACUUGGCUGUGCUAAAAGAGGCUAGAAUUUUCCACUUUACUUCUGAAGUUCUGACUUCCCCGCCCAUGGAGGCUACACUUUAUAAAGCAAUUGCAUGGUCUAAGAAGUUUGGGGGGCUUAUAUUUUUUGACUUGAAUUUGCCAUUGCCUUUGUGGAGAUCCCGUGAUGAGACACGAGAAUUAAUCAAGAAAGCGUGGAAUGAAGCUAACAUUAUUGAGGUUUCGCGGCAAGAGCUUGAAUUUCUUUUGGAUGAAGAGUAUUAUGAAAGGAAAAGAAAUUACAGACCACAAUAUUAUGCUGAAAAUUAUGAACAAAUGAAGAACAGGCGGAACUGUCAUCAUUAUACACCUGAGGAAAUCUCUCCAUUAUGGCACGAUAGACUUAAAUUUUUGUUUGUCACUGAUGGAACACUUAGGAUUCAUUACUAUACCACUUCGUUUGAUGGUGUGGUGGUUGGAACUGAAGAUGUGCUCAUAACGCCGUUCACUUGUGAUAGGACUGGUUCUGGUGAUGCAGUAGUUGCUGCUAUUCUGAGAAAGCUGACUACUUGCCCCGAGAUGUUUGAAAAUCAAGAUGUGUUGGAGAGGCAGCUUCGCUUUGCAGUUGCUGCAGGGAUUAUCGCACAGUGGACAAUUGGUGGGGUGAGAGGUUUUCCUACUGAAAGUGCAACUCAAAAUCUUAAAGAACAGGUCUAUGUACCUUCAAUGUGGUAGUUGAGAGCCAAUGAUACAUGUUAUGAAGAGCAAUAUGAUAUUUUACUGGCAGACUAUGAAAAAUCAUAUCUGAUUAGGAAGGGUGAGAUUUCAUGGUGUAGUAAAGGCUGCAUCAAAUUGUACAUUUACGGGGUCUUUCGGGUUCCAUCACUUCUUGAGGUACUAUUUGAUAAAUUAGCCUUUGAUAUUCUUAUAAGUUUCCAGUUGUUUUCACCUGAAAUGAAUUAUAAUCUUCUAGAGUUUCAAAUUUUAAUGUUCGAAAUGAUCUGGCACUUUGAAUCAGAAGGCGCCUUAAGGAUCUGGAAAUGGAAUCGUAAUGUUGGCAUGCAACUAUAUAUGAUGGCCCUUUCUUUCUCUUACCGCUCUUGUAAUCCUCUUCAGUUGUAACUUUCAUUUGCUUGGUUUCUCCAAUAUAACAACUGGAUUUCUUAAAGGGAAAAGUAUUUUUCUGGCGUUCUAUGCAA